Molecule: messenger RNA, 5553 nt
Organism: Bombyx mandarina (wild silkworm)
Lineage: Eukaryota; Metazoa; Arthropoda; Insecta; Lepidoptera; Bombycidae
Product: multidrug resistance protein homolog 49
Biological process (GO): oligopeptide export from mitochondrion
Cellular component (GO): mitochondrial inner membrane
Molecular function (GO): ATP hydrolysis activity; ABC-type oligopeptide transporter activity; ATP binding
Source: RefSeq, a predicted model, not a curated record
AUGGGGGUCAAAAAAGAAAAAGAAAUAAAACUCGAAGAAAAUAUCGAUGAAUCUUCACUUUCUUUCUUUCAAAUAUUUCGUUACGCGUCGUGGUUGGAGCUUACGGCCACAAUCUUGGGGACAGUAUUCGGACUUCUCAGUGCUGGAGGUGUCACUUACAACCUGAUGCAAGUUGGAGAAAUGAGCACUGCCUUUGUUGAGAGAACUGUUCCGCCGGACAGAUUGACCAGUAAAAUGCCUAUAAUGUCUCUAUUUGGAGGCGGUCGGAGAUUAUACAAUGCCACGCACGAAGAAAAUAUGGCUGCUUUGAUCGAAGAUGCACAAGCUGUGGCUAUAGGGGCAUUUGUCAGUAUAAUCUUCUCGAUAUUAUGCAACGUUCUGUCGGUGGCUUUGGUAAGCUGGAGCGCACUCAAACAGAUAACUACCAUACGAAAGCUAUUUCUGACAGCAGUACUUCGUCAAGACAUGACUUGGUUUGAUACCGAUUCUGAUUUCAAUUUAGCUUCGAAAAUGUCUGAAAAUCUAAUGAAGCUUAAAGAAGGUAUGGGUGAGAAAUUGGCCGUGGUAUCUAACUUAGUAGGUACCUCCAUCAUAUGUUUAUGUACUGCGUUUCCCCUGGGUUGGAAGCUCGCGCUCGCUUGCAUCACCGUUAUGCCAUUCUCAAUAAUGGCUUCUGUCGCUCUUACAAAUUAUCAAACCAAAUCCUCUAUUCGAGAAAUGGAAUCUUACAGUCAAGCGGGAAAGCAAGCCGAAGAAGUAUUAAAAUCUGUAAAGACGGUCGUGGCAUUUGGUGGAGAAAAUAUUGAAGUUCAACGUUACAAAUCAUUGUUAGAGCCCGCUGAAAUAAGUGGACGCAGACGCGGCUUAUUCACAGGACUGGGAAACGGUUUUAAUUGGGUUCUCACGUAUUCUCUAAACACAAUUGGAUUCAUGUAUGGCACUCGACUCAUUAUUGAAGAUGCCAACAAACCAGACGAUGAGAGAACUUACGUUAUUGGAAUUGUAUUAAGUAUUACAUUUUCGGUGUACAUGGCGACACAAUCGAUUACGCUCUGUGUGCCUCAUAUGGAAGUGUUCGCGACGGCCCGUGGUGCGGCCGCCAGUAUUUUUAGCUUGUUGGACAAACACCCUAAAAUUGACUGCCUAAGUGACGCGGGUUCUUCUCCGCGAAGAGUCAUAGGGGAAAUUUCUUUAGAAGACGUACACUUUAGUUACCCAUCUCGUCCGGAUAUUAAGAUCUUGAAGGGAUUUUCUCUUCACAUAAAACCCGGAGAAAGCGUGGCGUUGGUUGGCUCAUCUGGUUGUGGCAAAUCAACUAUACUCCAACUCCUGCAAAGGCUAUACGAUCCUAAUCAAGGCUCCGUGAAACUAGACGGGAGAAAUUUGAAAACUCUAAACAUAGGAUGGCUACGAUCUUCGUUGGGUGUGGUAGGACAAGAGCCUGUCCUUUUUCGAGGAACGAUUUACGAUAAUAUAGCCAUUGGGUAUCCAGAAGCAACAAGUGAAGAUGUUUACAGAGUAGCAGAAAUGGCUUAUGCACAUGAAUUCAUCAAGAAUUUACCAAACGGCUAUGAAACAGUGAUAGGUGAGCGUGGAGCCUCAUUAUCCGGCGGUCAGAAACAACGCAUAGCCAUAGCACGAUCACUUCUACGUGAACCAGCUGUUCUGCUGUUAGAUGAAGCUACUUCAGCAUUAGAUCCUCACUCCGAAAAACAAGUUCAAGCUGCAUUGGACAGAGCAAGCGUUGGCAGAACCACACUAACAGUCUCACACAGAUUGUCGACUAUCGUGAAUUGCCAUCGAAUUAUUUGCAUGGAUCAAGGAACUAUUAUUGAGCAAGGGACUCAUGUUGAACUGAUGAAGGCCAAAGGUUUUUAUCACAAACUAGUUACCAGCGGAAAAGAGACCAAAGAGCCAGAAGAAAUUGGAACGGUGCUGGAAGAACCAGAAACAGAACAAAAUGGCGAACUUCAGCCAGCGGUGCGACCCGAACCAGAUGUCAAAAGACGAUCUGUAAGGAAACUUCACAGGCGUCAGUCCGCCAAAGGAGCUCACGAAUGGAUGGCUACACCACGAGGGUCAAUUUCCUCAAUUAUGUCAACAGCCUUACAAAGCCACGCUUACAGCGACCAUUAUGAAAUAGAAGAAAUUGAUGACGAUGAGGACGUGACCCCGGUUAGUGAUUGGCAGCUUCUGAAGCUUAAUGCACCCGAGUGGCUCUAUCUUACAGUCGGAUCCAUUGCAGCUUUCAUUCAAGGAGCCUGCUUUCCUGUUUUCGCUUUACUAUUGGGCUACACAAGUGGUAUUUUUAUUUUGCCAGACGAGAACGAAGUUUUAUAUUUUGCGGACUUAUAUUCUGGACUGUUUCUCGUUGUGGCCGCGGUUGCUGGUACAUCUAUGUGCAUCCAAAGCAGUACAUUUACCACUGCAGGAUUAAAAAUGACGACACGUCUUCGUUACAAGUAUUUUGCAGCUUUGUUAAGACAAGAAAUUGGUUACUUUGAUAGAGAAUCGAAUACAGUUGGUGCCGUAUGUGCGAGACUUAGUGGCGAUACAGCGGAAGUACAAGGCGCUACUGGAUUACGAAUCGGUCUUAUUCUGCAAGGAUUCAGUUCGGUUGCGGUUGGAUUCAUCAUGGCAAUGAGCUACAACUGGAAACUGACCCUCGUGGCUACUGCGUUUUUGCCUUUGAUGGUUGGAAGUAUUUGGUUGGAAGGUAUAAUGUCUCAAAAAUCACAGCAAGAUGAACGAGAAGCAAUGGAAUCUGCUACAGCGAUCGCAACAGAAGCAGUAGUUAGCAUCAAAACCGUUCAGAGCUUAGGUAUUGAAUCUUUGUUUAUUACAAGAUUUCAAGACGCACUGAUAGACGCUUGUGCAGCUGUCGUGAAGAAGAGUCGUUGGCGGGGCUUAGUCCUUGGUUUGUGUAUUUACGUUCCACUGCUGUCUUACUGCAGCGCUGUCAUUUAUGGAGCAGUUCUAGUCGCCCAUGGGGAAGUCGAAUACGAAGUUGUUUUACUUGUUACUGAGGCGGUGAUGUACGGAGCAUACAUGCUGGGUCAGUCAUUAGUAUACGCACCGAGCUUCAAUUCGGCAAAAACUUGCGGUGCAAGGAUCUUAUCUAUUAUAAACCGAGAGCCGAGAAUCAGAACAGUAGACGGUCUCAAAGAUAAAGCGGAUUGGUCCGCAUCAGGAAAUUUCAGUCUCAACGAUGUCGAAUUUAGUUAUCCUACUCGAGCACAUCAGAUGAUUCUCAAAGGUAUUGACUUGCACGUAGAAGCCGGCAAAACUGUUGCCCUUGUUGGUUCAUCAGGCUGCGGAAAAUCAACAGUGUUGCAACUUAUACAGAGAUUCUAUGAUCCCACAACUGGAAAUAUUGAAUUGGACGGUGUGGAUAUAACGAAAAGCUUAACACUGAAUCGACUCCGAAAACAACUUGGGGUGGUGCAACAAGAACCCAUUUUGUUCGAUCGCACCCUCGCAGAGAACAUCGCGUACGGUGACAACAGUCGCAAACCUACUAUGGAUGAAAUCAUUGCAGCAGCUAAAGCGGCCAAUAUACACAAUUUCAUCGUAUCUUUACCAAAGGGCUAUGAAACGAACUUAGGAUCAGGCGGUGCUCAAUUAUCAGGAGGACAAAAGCAGCGAGUGUGCAUAGCGCGGGCCCUCAUCAGAUCACCACGCCUACUCCUCUUGGAUGAGGCAACUUCAGCUUUGGACGCCAACAGUGAACGGGCUGUAACAGAGGCAUUGGAUCAUGCAGCCAAAGGCCGAACCUGCAUUACUAUAGCUCAUCGUCUAACUACAAUCAAGGACGCUGAUAUCAUUUGUGUUUUGGAUAAAGGUAAAAUAGUAGAAAAAGGCAACCACGCAGAGCUCAUUGGCCUCAAGGGACAUUACUGGCAACUAAGUAAACAGCAAAACGUCACGUGAAGAAAUUUUAAAACAAUUUUAAUAGCAUACAGAUAACAUAAUGAAAUGUCUUAAAUUGUGAAAUUUAAACAUUUACGUUAACAUGUACUUUUGAUAAAGUUCAUGAUCGCAGUAACCGAUAAAAAAUUAACAAAGUUCUCUGCAUACAGGCUACUUAGCUUAAUUUUAGAAUGUAAGCAACUCAAUUUAGAAAUAAGAGUACAUUUCGACUGAUUUCAAUGGUUUUUCAUUUAUUUCCAUUUUACAUUAACAGAACCGAUACCGUGUUGUUUUCCGUUUUAUGAAUAAAUUAUAUGUUCAAAUCCAGAUGUUUAUAAAGUAUUUACAUUGGUGUGCUCCGACUACAUCUAUCAAGAUAAUGCAUUAUUUAAAAUAAAAAAAGUUACGUUAUAAAUUUAAAGAAGACUCAUCGCAUUGAGGUCCGCUUCUUUGACCAUUCACAGUAAAUUUAUCUAGCAUAUGAGAGAGCUUCCAAGCUGAUGGAUAGAUUUAGGAAACUCAACAGAAAACCAGGUCUUUAAAGAUCAUCAGCGCUCUUCCAACACUAAAAACAUGUUCCUUUAUUUUUCGUCUUUAUUUAAGAAAUACUAAUAACAAAGUAUACAAACUCGACAAUACACAAACCUUCGUUUCCGUUCAUAAUUUAUUAUCGUAGUUUAUAAAUUCUAUCCGAUGCAGUAGUACACUUUCUGUAAAAAAAAUUCGAUCGAAAACAUAUAUUUACGUACAAAGACAUAUUACAUUAUAUUAGAUGCAAAUUUUUAUUAUACUUAAGACUACGUUCUUGUAACUAACAUUUAAAUUGCAACAGAGAAAGUUCGCUUAUAUCUAUGAAAUGUCUGAACGCUUUAACUAAAUAUCACGGACCGUAAUAAAAUUCAAUAAAUCAAAAUAACAAACAUAUGUAGUAUAUAUUAACAAAAUUAUACUAUAAUAAUAUAAAAUCAAUGGUUAACUAUUUGGUAUGACCGUAUUAAAGAUAUGCAUCUUCUUAAUAACUUUGUAAACGCAAGCGUUAUACACAAGUCUUAAUCGGUCCACUAUAUUUAUAUUAUAACAUGUCUUAAACAAUCCAUAUGCCAUCCAUAUAAAUAAACAUAAAUUGUUUCUUAUCAUUUCAAAUCACCGAUACCGACUUUUCAAACGGCUUGCAAACUAAAAAAAUUUAUUGACAAAAGUGUAUCGUUGAGACAUUUUAUUAAUAUACUAAAAACACCGAAAGCUUAAAAUUAUAAGAAAAAAAAAAGAUAUAAAAUUUUCUACGACACUUUGAAUUUACUUUAGGUUAAUAUGUAACGUGUUUGUAAAUAUGUACAUUUUAUUAUAUUUCCAUUUAAACAGUGACAUCAAAAAAUUGUCAACUGUUAUGCCAACUUUCAACAUUCGAAUUUCGAUCAAUCGGUCGAUCCAAUUUCGAAAGGAAGAUAUCAAAACGCGAGCACGACUUGUUUUGAACCGCUCGAUCUUACAAAGUCUACGCAGUUUUAGCGAGUUUACUAACUCACGCAAAUUAGGGACCUCAGGCACCGGUCACUGUCCUCGCCGAGCCUCGGCAAGGGCUCGACGAGUAAAUUAACCCAUAGACACAGCCCACUGCUUUUCUCGCCGGAUCUUCUCAGUGGG